Molecule: messenger RNA, 958 nt
Organism: Lindgomyces ingoldianus
Lineage: Eukaryota; Fungi; Ascomycota; Dothideomycetes; Pleosporales; Lindgomycetaceae
Exons: 1
Coding region: 279-914 (211 amino acids)
Source: RefSeq, a predicted model, not a curated record
UGUAGCUGUAAAGUCCAGUGAAGUCCAUUCUCUUCAUUUUCACUCCUUGCUAACUCUUUGACCAUUCACUCUUUGAUUCCAGAGACGUACACUCUUUUACAGACUCUUGGAAAAAUUUCUCUUCAUCUCUAUACCACCUUCAUUUUAAAGAACCAGCGCUCUCACGUCUCCGUUGAUUGUGAGCUCCAGCUUUGAAGAGCAGAUUUGAUACCUACCAACCACCAACUACCGAUUUUUAUCAAGAUUUGACAUCUUUGGCUACCACUACCACUGUCACAAUGUUUUCUAUGAUUGCCAACACCCUUGCAUUGGCCUCUAUCGCUGCUGCUGGCACUGGAAUCUCCAUUACCCCUCACGAUCAAUACUCCAGUUCCGUAGGCGUGUUAGGCUGCAAGAUCAACACCAAUCGUGUUGCCUACUGGCCCCAACAACCCGGUUGCAAUAGCGUUUGCGUUAAAGUGACUGCCAAUGGUCGCUCCCUCAAUCUCCUCCAAGUCGACACCUCAGGCGGGGCCUACGACAUCAGCUACGAUGCAUGGAACUGGCUCAGCACUGGGCAAAAUGCAACAGCCUUGCCGACAAUGGGCGGAGGCAUCCCUGCAGAGUAUGAGUCCGUUCCAAUGGACGAGUGCAAGGACCUGAUGAAGGAUGACAAAUUGCCUCUCAUGGCCGCCCACUCUAUCAACUAUUACGUUGGAUGCCCCGCAGGCUCCUGGGUCCAUGAGAACUCCCAACUUUGGAACAUCCAGAACUCGGUUUGCACGCUCGGCUACAACGAACUCUGCACGCUCGACCUUGCUAUCAGCAACCAACCCAGCUGCCCGCACAUGCUUGGUGAUCAGUCUACGCUUGCGGGUCAGCCCGUGUACAACGUUGCAUACGGAACCGGCAAAGAAAGUCUCGCACUCCAGUAAAUGAUGUGCGAGCCACCGCGAUUGUGUGGCAGCGUGAUUUUCGG